This is a messenger RNA of Impatiens glandulifera, 1281 nucleotides long. Its product is annotated as bifunctional UDP-glucose 4-epimerase and UDP-xylose 4-epimerase 1-like. Gene Ontology annotation, biological process: rRNA processing; galactose metabolic process. The transcript has 8 exons. The record is from RefSeq and is a predicted model, not a curated record. Bases 132 to 1205 code for a protein of 357 amino acids. Lineage: Eukaryota; Viridiplantae; Streptophyta; Magnoliopsida; Ericales; Balsaminaceae. Gene Ontology annotation, cellular component: cytosol. Gene Ontology annotation, molecular function: UDP-glucose 4-epimerase activity; RNA binding.
UUUGUUCAUAUUUUUCUCUCUCCCCCACCUUUAUUUUUUUCAAACACUCUCUUUAAUUGUCUCUGUUUUCUUGUUUUUAUCUGAUAAAACAAAAAAAAAGGUUUUUCAGAAUUCUGUAAAUCUCAAUUGAAAUGGGUUCUCAACAGCAAACAAUUCUAGUCACCGGAGGUGCAGGAUUCAUCGGCACUCAUACAGUUCUUCAGCUUCUCAACGACGGUUUCAGAGUUUCAAUCAUCGAUAAUCUUCACAAUUCCGUUCAAGAAUCCAUUCUCAGAGUCAAAGAAUUAGUCGGUCCUAAGCUUUCACAGAAUCUUGAUUUCCAUCUGGGUGAUCUAAGAAACAAAGAUGAUUUGGAGAAAUUGUUUUCCAAGACUAAAUUUGAUGCUGUAAUUCACUUUGCUGGACUUAAGGCGGUUGGAGAAAGCGUGGAACAUCCUAUUCGUUACUAUGAUAAUAACUUGAUUGGAUCGAUCAAUUUGUAUCAGACAAUGGCUAAGUAUAACUGCAAGAAGCUGGUAUUCUCUUCUUCAUCGACUGUUUAUGGUCAGCCGGAGAAGAUACCUUGUGUAGAGGAUUUCCAUUUGAAUGCAAUGAAUCCCUAUGGUCGUACUAAGCUUUUCCUAGAAGAGAUUGCUAGAGAUAUCUAUGCUGCUGAUAAUGAUUGGAAAAUAAUCUUGUUGAGAUAUUUCAAUCCGGUUGGGGCUCAUGAAAGUGGAAAACUUGGUGAAGAUCCAAAGGGUAUUCCUAACAAUCUAAUGCCUUAUAUUCAACAAGUGGCUGUUGGAAGACUUCCUGAAUUGAAUGUAUAUGGUUAUGAUUAUCCUACACCUGACGGUAGCGCUAUUCGAGACUACAUUCAUGUGAUGGAUUUGGCAGAUGGUCAUAUUGCUGCACUUUGUAAGUUGUUGAAUGCAGAUGAUGAUGAUGUUAUGGGUUGUGUUGCUUAUAAUUUAGGGACUGGUAGAGGUACAUCUGUUCUUGAAAUGGUGGCUGCAUUCGAGAAGGCUUCUGGAAAGAAGAUUCCGAUUAAGCUUUGUCCUAGGAGGCCUGGUGAUGCUACUGAAGUUUAUGCAUCGACAAAGAAAGCUGAGAAGGAAUUGGAAUGGAAGGCAAAGUAUGGGAUUGAAGAGAUGUGUAGAGAUCAAUGGAAAUGGGCAAGCCAGAAUCCUUGGGGAUAUCAAUCCAAGCCAUUGAAAGAUAUAUAGAAAAACUAAUAUUACUCUUGUUCUUGUAUGUUCUUUAUGAAAUUGUUCUAGAAUGGAGAAUUUUAUCAUUUCUAGA